This is a messenger RNA of Linum trigynum, 2047 nucleotides long. Lineage: Eukaryota; Viridiplantae; Streptophyta; Magnoliopsida; Malpighiales; Linaceae. The record is from the annotation of a GenBank genome assembly.
CAAACCACGACCAAGAUUUGGACGGGAAUACGAAAUCGAUAUCACUCAAUUGCAAGGAGAUUUUGCAGUUGAACCGAACAUGCAUUGCAGCAGGAUGAAUAGAGUGGGAAUAGAACAAACCUGGAGGUAAAAACAGACUGAUGGCAAUAACUGGUGUCAGCGGCAAUUGAUCUCCCUGAAGUGGCGGGGAUGAACCACGGGCGGUGACGAUGGAUAAAAAGGAUGAAAUCAAUCGUUGUCCAUCAAGGGCUGAGAGUAUUGUCGUCAAUAUCAUCGACCAGCGGCUUGGAAUUCCUCCUCCGCAUUCAGAAACCCUACCGUCAUCGGUGAUCGGUACCGACGAGAACUCGAAGAAGAAGAGACCGGAUGUGAACAGAAUUUCGGAGAAAAAGCAAAUGAAGAGGAGCGGUAAUAGAAGGAAGGAAAGCCGGUUGAAGUGGAAGAACCUGAGGAGUUGCCGAGCGACGUCGGCGUUCCCGGAGACCGGAGCACAUGCGGCGAAAAGACGACAGGUGAGCGACUGAGCCUUUGCUUUCGAUUGCUAGUUGGUGUUGGGCUGGAGCCCGCUUGCGUUCAGCCGUGUGGAUUGUUUUGUCCACUCAGUUUGGGCCUCCUUAAGUUUUUCGCUUGUUUGGGUUAGCAGCAUUAAUAUGAUUUGGGGCCAUGUAUAACAUACUACAACUAGCAAUUAGUAAAUUAUCUGGUUAAGGCCGUUCAGAUUUAUCAAUUAUUUCCACAUUGGUCACUCAAAACAAAUUUCUUUCUUAUUAGUCACUCAUUUAAAUUUCAUUUCAUCGUUGAUUAUCGAAAGUUUAUUUUCGAUAACUUCAUCCUACGUGACAUUCAAAUAUUAUUUUAAAAUGAUAACGUGUCAACUAAAAAUAAUAAUAUUUUUAGUUUUCCACCUCUCACCCUUACCACACUCCUUUUUCGUCUCUUUUCAUGACCGUCGAUCACCAUCAACACACUUUCUGAACACACCUGCCCCUAAAAACUCUUUCUGGCAUUCGAUGUCCACAAACUAGGGAUGACAAUGGGUUGGGUUGGGUCGAGUACUAUCAAGCCCAAACUCAAACCCAUGAGUAUAUCCUCCAAAAAAAUCUCGGGGUAAUAUCCAAUUGGUUUGGGAAAUUCAAACUCAACUCAACCCGUUGGAUAUCCGUUGGUUCAUGGAUAUUUAUGGGUUCUCUCGUAAAAAAAUGCACAAUAACAAGUUCUUGUCAAAAUAAAAGUCUAACAUCAAUCUGACAAACAAAUUAUCCACAUAAAAAAUACUAAUUUAGAACAUACAAGCAAACUUGAAAUUAUCCAUACAAAUUGUUCAACAUUAAAGAUAAACAUUCAUAAACAAUAUAGUUAAUUGAAAGUUUAUUCCUCCUUGCGAACUUGAAAAUUGACUGGAAAAAUACAUUUGUAUAGCCUAAAUAUUCGCGUUUGUGUCAAUAAUAGUCAAAUUUGGAGAAAUACGACUAAUAGCCACUUCUGUCCAAUUCUUUAAUAGUGUUAGCGUUAAGUCUGAUUGGACAAACGGAUAUGCUGACGUGGCGAGCUCUUAUUUCCACGUGAAUAAUGAAUAAUAAUAAUAAUAACGAAUCAAAAAUUAAAAAGCCCCCAACCCUUCUUUCUCGAUCUUAUCUUCAUCUUCUUCGAAAUGAUAGAACAACACAUUGUCUGAUCUAGAAUUUUCCCUCUCCUUCUUAUCCAAUCCCAGUCCAAAUGGCCCUAUCACCAUCGCGAAUAGCGACGUUCUCCAUUGAGACUAGAGGGAAGGGGAGAGGAGAACCGUCCAUGUAGGAGAUCGAAGAAGGGGGUUUCUUCUUCGGAUUUCUGGUCUAUGACAACACAACUAUCUUCCCUUCUCUGAGUCAGAGUGUGGUUUGGGUUGGGGGAGAAGGGGAAAUCUGAAUUUGGGGAGUCGGGUCUUGAAUCUAUGGUGAACGAGAACCAGAGGCAGAGUUGAUGCUUGAAUAGAGAGAGGAAGAAGCUAGCUAUCAGAUCUGGUCUCCUCCGCAAUCUCUCUAGCACCAAAUAACUCCAGAUUCUAGGU